Molecule: messenger RNA, 1387 nt
Organism: Lottia gigantea (owl limpet)
Lineage: Eukaryota; Metazoa; Mollusca; Gastropoda; Lottiidae
Exons: 9
Coding region: 164-1090 (308 amino acids)
Cellular component (GO): cytoplasm
Source: RefSeq, a predicted model, not a curated record
UGAAGAAUAUUUAAAAGAUAGAUUGGAAGAUUUAGCUAAUCAACACAAACAUCAAAUCAAAGAGUUAAAAUCAGAACAUAAAUAUAACUUGAAGAAUUUAGAAAAUGUAAAAGAACAAGAAUUUAAUGAUUUUAAAGAGAAAUCGGACCAACAGAUUCAUAAAAUGGUGACUGAAAUUGAAUUCCUACAGGGGGCGUUUGAGUCGUAUAAAGGAACAUUGGAACAGGAAAUGGAGUUGAAAUGGAGCCAGAAAGAAGAGGAACUUAAACAACAACUAGAAUCGGAAAAAACUGAUGCUUUGGUUGAAUUCAAAAGCAAAGUUCAACAAGAAAAGACGUCUGAUAAGUCUAAUUUAAAACAAGAAUUUCAACGCCAGAAAGAGGUCAUGAGGAGAGAACAUAAAAAGGAAAUUGAGGCUAUGAUACGAAGAUACGCAACUGCUGCAGCUGACCUUGAAAGAUCUCAAAGAUUGAAUGCUGAGCUAGAGGAAGUAAAAGCUGAGUUAGCCCAAGUUAAAGCUAGUUAUUUGGAAACUAGUAGCCAACUAAAUAUAACCAACAGACAACUGACUGAUACUAAAGUACAUCUGUUAGAAUAUGAAGAACAGUUUCAAGACAAAGUUCAGAUCAUCGAUGAUAAAUAUCGGCAAAAAAUAGAUGAUUUGAUGAGACAAAAUACAGAAUUACGACAAUUAUAUGUUAAGAAAUGUGGCCAGUUAUUUGAUGAGAAAGCUGUGAGUGAGCGAACAGUCAUCAAUAAAGUUACCACAGCCAAACAAACCAUGAAGGAGUUAAUUAAGGUCAAAGAAAGAUCAAAUGUGAAUUUAAUAGCGAAUGAUCCAGAUUUAGAGAAACGAGCAAGGAAACCAAAAACCCGUCCAGGAAGUGCUCCAACCACUCAUAUUGAAGGCAUUACUGCGCACCUUAGUGCUGGCGAAACAGAUCAUUUACAAAAACAUGCAGAAUUCAUUCGACCAAACACUGUUUUACCUACGGAUACACCAGAAAUUGAAAAGUUACGCAAAAACUUGUUUGCAGAAGGAGUUAAAGAGUACACAAAAGAAGACUUGUUAAAGGUUUUGCAGUCCUGAAGUUCUAGAUAUUUUUCAUCAUUUUUAUCUGUGAUAUAAAUUUUUAUUUAUUGUGUUAAAUUAUUUUGUAUUUUUAACAUAAUGUGUAUUUUUAGAAACAAUAUUUUUACUAUAUACUGUCUAAUUUUAUUUGCUCAAAAUAAUAUAUGAUUUCAUAGCCUUGUAUUCAUUUAAAUACAAAGUCAUCAGUAGUAAACUUAUAUUCUCAUUUAUAUAAUUGUAGAAUUCUAUUUAUCAAUGAAAGAAUGUGGACAGAAGAUUAUUUUUGAAGUGAUAUUAAAGGGGUCCAUUGAUAUU